UCCCGAUUGUGGUACAGAUGCGGUGCCCUAUUAUAUGAAGACGCAUUGAGCCAUACUAUAAUCCACUUUCAAGUAAGAAAAUUGAAGGUAUCGUAAGAACAUGCCCAAACAUAAUUCAUUUGAAUUUCGAAAAUUGUGUGGGUUUUAGUAAUAGAGCAUUAAAUCAGCUUAAAGCAUACCCCAAUCUGAGAUAUCUUAAUUUAUGUAGUAGUGGUAUUAUGGGUGAUAAAGCUUUAUGUGGAAUGGUGGGAUCAUGUCAUAAAAUAGAAUAUCUAAAUAUUUCUUUCUGUCAAGGUAUUACUGAUAGAUCUUUAAUCAAAAUUGCGGACAGUUGCCAAGCUUUACAAGAGUUUCAUUUUGCUUGUGCGCAUUUGAUUUCUGAAAGAUUUAUAAGUCACAUCUUAAACUCAUGCCCAAAUUUACGAAGAUUCAGUAUUCCGGGUAGCUGUCGAAGAAAAAAUAGAUGUGAUAUAUUAGUAGAAAAACUUCUUACUGUAGAGAAACACCUUAAUGUAGAGAAACAUCUUAGUGUAGAGUAUCUUGAUUUUGGUAGGUGUGUUUACGUCACCGAGACUUCAAUUUGCAAUGCCAUUCAUUCCUGUCCAAAUCUCCAACAUCUCAACCUUAGUUUUUGUGGAAUUACUGAUAAAACUAUCGAAAAAAUUGCUAGAUCAUGUUAUAUUUUAAAAUAUCUUAAUUUAAGGGGGUGUUAUAAAAUUAGCAAAAGAGCUAUAAAUAAGCUAAAUCCAAAUAUCCACAUAGAGAAUUUCGAGGAAACUUUAUCACCUCCCGAUCUCAUUGGAGCAGUUAGAAAUCAUCUUAUAGAGAACAAUGUUUCUAAUAGACAAAUUUUAGCUCAGGGUUAUCAGCGCCUCUUAGAUUUAAGUAUGCGAGAUAAUUUGCAGUGGUAUUCCAAUCCAGGGUUGGCUAGAUCAACAGUCCAGAAUGGUGGUCGGUUAUAUAACACCCGGUAUAGUAUUGCUAAUAAUCAAAAUUCAGUUCUAUCUCAGAUACACCGGCAACCUAACAGACGGUCACCAAGGAAUUAUUUUGAUAGAAUACUAGCUGAUCAAGCAGAAUGCUGGUACUCUACUGAUCUAACUAAUCUGGAGCAGUGAUCAGCUCGGAAGAUUUUUUGUUGGGUUAUAGUAUGUGUGAUAAAAAAUAUAGAUUAG
Molecule: messenger RNA, 1175 nt
Organism: Rhizophagus irregularis DAOM 181602=DAOM 197198
Lineage: Eukaryota; Fungi; Glomeromycota; Glomeromycetes; Glomerales; Glomeraceae
Cellular component (GO): cytoplasm
Molecular function (GO): protein binding
Source: RefSeq, a predicted model, not a curated record